UGUACCAAAAUAUCAGAUUCUCAAAUUCUGUUUUCUGCAUAUUCAAAAACUGAACUUGAAUUUGUGUUUUUCUAGGGUUUCUAGGGUUUAGGUUUUGCAAUGGUGGAGACGAUGAGUGGUGGCGGAGAUCACGGCGGCUCUGAGGAGGAGUUUCUGUUGACGGAAAUGAGCAUCCGCGGCGGCGCCGGUGGUGGCGGCGGCGGCGGCGGCACGGGUGGCGGUGGUGACGUGUCAUGGCGGUUGAACUUUGACGGUUUUCAGUUGUCGUCGGAGCAUAAAGAGAAGCCUCCACGUGGCCUACAUGAUUGCCUUGGGGUUCUAGUCCCAGAAGACAAUGUAGCAGAGUAUUACCAGCAGCAGGUAGAGACGCUGGAGGGCUUUACUGAGAUGGAUGAGUUAGCAGAGCGUGGUUUUGUGCCUCGGUUGUCAGCGGAAGAGAAAGCAAGUUUGGCAAGAAAGGAAACACUUGCUAUUAGAAUAUCAAAUGUUGCAAACAUGGUUCUUUUUGUUGCAAAAGUUUAUGCGUCCGUUAGGAGUGGUUCAUUGGCCAUUAUUGCGUCGACUUUAGAUUCACUUCUUGAUCUGUUAUCAGGAUUUAUCUUGUGGUUUACAGCAUUCUCCAUGCAGACUCCAAAUCCCUAUCAAUAUCCAAUUGGAAAAAGACGAAUGCAGCCUUUGGGAAUUCUUGUAUUUGCAUCUGUCAUGGCAACUCUUGGGCUGCAGAUUAUUUUGGAGUCCGUUCGCACAUUGGCAUCUGAUGAAAAGGAUUUCAGUUUGACCAAAGAGCAAGAACAAUGGGUUGUUGGCAUUAUGCUUUCCGUGACAUUUGUGAAACUGGCCCUGUGUAUAUAUUGCCGAUCAUUUACAAAUGAGAUCGUAAAGGCUUAUGCUCAAGAUCACUUUUUUGAUGUUGUUACUAAUCUGAUCGGGCUAAUUGCUGUACUACUUGCUAAUUAUAUCAGUGAUUGGAUGGAUCCCGUUGGAGCUAUUAUCCUGGCACUUUACACUAUCCGCACAUGGUCACUAACGGUGUUGGAGAAUGUAAAUUCCUUAGUUGGAAAAUCAGCAGCACCAGAAUAUCUACAGAAGUUGACAUACCUAUGUUGGAAUCACCACAAGGCUAUACGACACAUUGAUACCGUACGGGCAUACACUUUCGGAUCUCACUACUUUGUUGAGGUAGACAUCGUUCUACCAUCAGACAUGCCUUUGCAAACAGCUCAUGAUAUUGGUGAGUCAUUGCAAGAGAAACUCGAGCUUUUGCCUGAAAUCGAGCGUGCCUUUGUUCAUCUUGAUUAUGAGUACUCUCACAAACCUGAGCAUGCACAAACACAUCACUAAAAAUAACAAUAUAUUUGUGAUUCUUUGACCUCCAUGGUUGGGUCAACCACCUGUAACUAAGUUCUCACACACAUGAUGCAGAAUACUGAUUAUUGUAUUUGCUAAGUUCCUCCAUUUUUAUGUGAGAUUUUAGUGGUUGUGUAACUAGUUAUAUGAUACUUAACUA
Molecule: messenger RNA, 1507 nt
Organism: Helianthus annuus (common sunflower)
Lineage: Eukaryota; Viridiplantae; Streptophyta; Magnoliopsida; Asterales; Asteraceae
Product: metal tolerance protein 11
Exons: 6
Coding region: 100-1341 (413 amino acids)
Biological process (GO): monoatomic cation transport; transmembrane transport
Cellular component (GO): membrane
Molecular function (GO): manganese:proton antiporter activity
Source: RefSeq, a predicted model, not a curated record